Molecule: messenger RNA, 2231 nt
Organism: Thunnus maccoyii (southern bluefin tuna)
Lineage: Eukaryota; Metazoa; Chordata; Actinopteri; Scombriformes; Scombridae
Gene: fhl3a
Product: four and a half LIM domains 3a
Exons: 5
Coding region: 18-857 (279 amino acids)
Biological process (GO): actin cytoskeleton organization
Cellular component (GO): Z disc; nucleus; stress fiber
Molecular function (GO): transcription coregulator activity; actin binding
Source: RefSeq, a predicted model, not a curated record
GCUUACAGAAAAGUACAAUGGCUGACCGUUUUGACUGUGACAACUGCAAAGAGUCCCUGUAUGGCCGCAAGUACAUCCAGUCAGAUGACAGUCCCUACUGCAUCCCCUGCUAUGACAGCCUGUUCUCUAACACGUGUGAUGAGUGCAAGGAGCUGAUCGGCCAUGAUGCAAGGGAGCUCUUUUACGAGGACCGGCAUUACCAUGAGCACUGCUUCCGCUGUUUCCGUUGUGAUCGCUCUUUGGCAGAUGAGCCUUUCACCAGCCAGGAUGACGCCUUGCUCUGCAAUGACUGCUACUGUAAUGAGUUCUCAUCCAAGUGUGUCGCCUGCGACAAGAUAGUCAUGCCAGGUACGAGGAAGUUGGAGUACGCAGGUUCUACAUGGCACGAGGGGUGCUUCAUCUGUCACAGCUGCGAGCAGCCGAUUGGCUCAAAGUCCUUCAUCCCUGACAAGGAUGAACACUACUGUGUGCCCUGCUACGAGGACAAGUUCGCUCCACGCUGCACGCGCUGUAAAAAGACCCUGGCUAAAGGUGGUGUGACCUACCGGGAUGAGCCAUGGCAUAAGGAGUGUUUUGUGUGCACCAGCUGUAAGAUGCAGCUGGCCGGUGAACACUUCACCUCCCGAGACGAUAGCCCUUACUGCCUCAAGUGCUUCGGCAGCCUGUACGCCAAGAAGUGCGAAGCCUGCAGCAAACCAAUCACAGGUUUCGGAGGAGGAAAGUACAUCUCAUUUGAGGAUCGCCAGUGGCAUCAGCCAUGCUUCACCUGCUCUCAGUGCUCUGUAUCACUGGUGGGCGCCGGUUUCUUCCCUGACGGUGAAAGGAUCCUGUGCCGCGAGUGCCACACCAACCUAUAGAGUAGCAACUCAUCCCCCCCCGCAACCUUCCCUUGACUUACCGUUCACCCUCCAUCACAGCAUUUCAAGAACCCCAAGUCAUUACCGAGGAAGGUAACAAAGGCUAACAAAUGCUGCCUCUCAGGUCAUUUUUCGAGAUCAGUUCCUCGUUGUCCCUGUCUGGAUUAACUUUUUCAUCCAGGAGAGCGCAAAAUGCUGUUUUGAUGCUGCAUUGUUUUAAUCAACCACCACAAAGAUUUCCUCUUAACCAAAUCGAUUUUGUGAAACAAAGUUUAUGGAGUGCCUUAGAAUAACAUAUCUUACAUGUUAUGUACAAUUAAUCCAAAGAAAUGCAAAAUGCUAGUCACUUUGCCAAAAAAAACCCUUCAUAUUUUAUAUAAAUAAGUUGCCACUCCAGAUAGAGGUCAGGCUCUGACGAAGAGACAGAACACUGACAGUUUAGUAUGUAAACCACAGUCUGUAUUUUCAAAAUAUGGUGGUGUAACUGUUGUAAUGCUCUUAUAACUGCAGUUUUAUGCAUUUUGAAUGUUGCUUUUUCCUCACGUGUCAGUUAUCUUUCUAUAAUGUAUGUCUUGAUUUAGAUUUAUGCAUCUUGAACAAGUUACUGUAUGUAAUGACAUAGAAGGAGGUGCGACACUGUUGUAAAAAAGUGGCAAAAAUUAGAAAUGUUUUACUAAAUUAAAACACAUCAAAGUUAAAACAAGAAGAAAAUUCAGAUUUUUUUUUUUUUUACUGAUUACACUUCCAUAAGUUUAUUAUAAUAAUGAUCAAUACAGUCAUUUGCACUUUGGAUAAGAUAUUUUCUUGCUACCAUGUAAUGUGCACAUAAAAACACAACUCAAAGACAUGGAACAAGACACAAAGACCACUUUUUAGUCAUUUAUCUGCUUGUCAAACUUUGCAAUGACACUUAUUUUUUACAUUAAGUUUAAUCUUGUCUCUGUCUUUUUCAUUUGUUGUAAUAAAUCUUUUUUAUCACCAUUGCUUAAAGAGCCAGCAUUUAUAACCCAAAAGAAGCUGAAAUGCAUUACCUUUGUGUAAUGCAGGAUAAUGCAUGUCUUUCUCUGUCUUGAUUUGCCUUGUUUUUAUUUUGUUGCUGUUAAUGCUGUUCCAGUUUUGUUUUUUUGUUAAUUUUUAGUUUGUAACAGGUAUGUAAUGACAAAUUAUAAAAAAAAUACCUAUAUGUCAUUAUUUCAGCUUUGAUGCUGGCGAGUCAGAGUUGGCAACUAUGCAUUUUAAGAGGUCAUCGAAAUGUUAACAGUAUGAAUUUACUGUAAAUCAGAUGAUAAUUGAUAUGGCAAAACGCUACAAUGGUUAGUUUUAUUUGUCAUAUGAAAUAAAUUGACUGAUCUUUGCUGGACAGUUUUUUUUAUA